Molecule: messenger RNA, 1279 nt
Organism: Pelecanus crispus (Dalmatian pelican)
Lineage: Eukaryota; Metazoa; Chordata; Aves; Pelecaniformes; Pelecanidae
Source: RefSeq, a predicted model, not a curated record
AUGGACGUUUCUCCUGAGGACCCUUGUACAGCCGCGGUGAUAAAUGAGCGUCUCUCCUGGCUUCGGGAGAUAACAAAUGUCAUUCUCUGCCUGGCAGAAGCGCGCGGGCGUCCUGAGCCCCUGGGCUUCGGCGAGAAGGCGCCCGCUCCCUCUGAACAACCCCGCCUCAGCGCCGGACUCAAACUGCGGGAGACAAAUAUUCAUUUAGCUGGGGAUUCUGCCUGCCGACCCCCUGCUUCCCGCAGCGUGCAGCUUCCCGGCCGAGACGGCUGCGUGCCGGACCUCGACCUCUUUGCGUGGCUCAGGUGUGGCACGGGCAGCGGCCGGUGCUGCGAGGACGGCUUCAUCCCUGCCUCCGACCCUCGGGAUUUCGGCAGCGGUGAGAAUGAGGCGUUGUGGAGGGAAGUAGCCAGCUUGAGGCAGAAGCACGCUCAGCAGCAGAAAGUUGUCAAUAAGCUUAUCCAGUUUUUGAUUUCAUUGGUGCAAUCCAACCGUAUUCUUGGGGUGAAGAGGAAGAUUCCCCUGAUGUUGAACGACAGCAGUUCAGCACAUUCCAUGCCGAAAUACAGUCGCCAGUACUCCCUGGAGCACGUCCACGGCUCAUCCCCAUACGCAGCUUCUUCCCCAGCAUAUAGUGGCUCCAACCUGUAUUCCCCGGAUUCUUCAGCCAACUCUGGUCCCAUUAUCUCUGACGUGACCGAGCUAGCCCAGUCCAGCCCUUCAGCAUCUCCCAGCGGCAGUCUCGAUGAAAGGAGUAGUCCUGUGGUCCGUAUCAAAGAAGAACCCCCUAGUCCUGCCCGCAGCCCCCAGAUAGAGGAGGCCAGCCCAGGGAACCCUCCUGCUGUUGAAACUCCUCUGUUCCCCUCCACGUUCAUUGACUCCAUCCUGCAGGAGAAUGAACCCAGCACUACGACCGCUGCAGCCGGCGACAGCACCACACAGCCUCAGCCCCAGGAAAAGUGCCUCAGCGUUGCCUGCCUCGACAAGAAUGAACUCAACGACCACCUGGACACCAUGGAUUCCAACCUGGAUAACCUUCAGACGAUGCUGACCACGCACGGCUUCAGCGUGGACACAAGCGCACUGUUAGAUCUGUUUAGCCCUUCAAUGACGGUUACAGACAUGAACCUUCCCGACCUGGACAGCAGCCUUGCCAGUAUUCAGGAUCUCCUUUCAUCCCAGGAACAGCAGAAACCUACUGAGACAGAGGCCAGCACAGCAGACACAGGGAAGCAGCUGGUGCACUACACGGCCCAGCCCCUCUUCCUGGCGGACUCGA